AUCCGUUUCAUUGAAUGACUAAGGUGCUUGAAACACUGGCGUUCGUUGUGAUUGGCUCGGCGGUCCCCUGGGUUUAGGUUUGGCAGAUACUGUACGGAGUACGUACCAAUAACCUAUCAAAAUUCCCCAGAGCUCUCCAAAGUCGCCUGUUCUGACCUCAUUAUCUCCCAUCCCACCUUCAACAAACCGGCAUACCUCCACGCCCUCACGACCGCAACAAUGGCCUCAAUUGCUCGCAGCAUGAGGGCAGUCCGCCCCUCCGCUCUCUCCCAGAUCGCAAAGGCCGCCCCCCGUGCUGCUUUCCCCCGUCCCGCGCAGCGCGCCUUCUCUACAACCCCCAUGAGCUUAAUACGCAAGUACACAAAGGACCACGAGUGGGUUGACCUCAACGCCGACAAGAAGACGGGCGUCGUUGGCAUUUCCGAGUACGCUGCCGAGCAGCUGGGCGACGUCGUCUACGUCGAGCUGCCCGAGGAGGGCGCCCAGGUCGCCCAGGGCGACGCCAUCGGUGCCGUCGAAUCCGUCAAGAGCGCCGCCGACAUCAACGCCCCCAUCAGCUGCAAGGUCACCCAGGUCAACGCCGGCCUCGAGGAGAAGCCCAGCACCAUCAACAAGGUCCCCGAGGACGACUCCCACGGCGGCGGCUGGAUUGCAAAGAUCGAGGUCGACGAGGCCGGUGUCCAGGAGCUCGAUGCUCUCAUGAGCGAGGAGGAGUACAAGGCUUUCACUGCCUCCGACGACCACUAGAUUGGGAAAGAGGCGAGGAACGGCACGGCAAAAAGAGACACAGAGAGGGAGGGAGAGGGAGAGCUUAGAAUAUGGCCUGCAUACGGCGGCAGGGCUUACACCAGGCCAAAUUUUACUCAGGGUUGCGGUUCAAAUCACAUAGAUCAAUGAGAUGAUGGUGACCAAGCCCCAUUCAGGGCGAGAGUCUAUUCCGGCAUC
Molecule: messenger RNA, 945 nt
Organism: Colletotrichum navitas
Lineage: Eukaryota; Fungi; Ascomycota; Sordariomycetes; Glomerellales; Glomerellaceae
Product: glycine cleavage H-protein
Exons: 2
Coding region: 220-747 (175 amino acids)
Biological process (GO): protein lipoylation; glycine decarboxylation via glycine cleavage system
Cellular component (GO): cytoplasm; glycine cleavage complex; mitochondrion
Source: RefSeq, a predicted model, not a curated record